This is a messenger RNA of Camellia sinensis, 852 nucleotides long. The record is from RefSeq and is a predicted model, not a curated record. Lineage: Eukaryota; Viridiplantae; Streptophyta; Magnoliopsida; Ericales; Theaceae.
AUGACCAAAAUAGCCAAACAUGAAUAUGUAAAUCAUCCACUCUAUCUACAUCAUUCAGAUAAACCUGGUGUGAUUCUUAUAUCUCAGCCUUUGACUGAAUACAAUUAUAGCACCUGGAGUCGUGCUAUGGUCAUGGCAUUAAGUGCCAAGAACAAAAUUGGAUUUAUCGAUGGAUCGAUCACGAAACCAGACAGUACCUUGGAUAUCUCAGCUAGUGUCAUCUACUAUGAUGUGACUUACAAGAUUUGGAUAGAUCUGAAAGACCUUUUUUCCCACGAUAACAUUGUUCACUUAUUCCAUAUUGAAAGUGAAAUCCAUGACUGCAUUCAAGACACCAAGUCAAUCGAUUCUUAUUUUACCAAGCUCAAGGGAUUGUGGGAUGAGCAUUAUGCCUUGUGCUUGAUCCCUGCUUGCAAUUGUGGCACCAUGAAAACAGUCUUGGAAUAUCAACAAAGUCAAAAGACCAUGAAAUUUCUCAUAGGACUCAAUGAAUCCUAUGUUGCAAUCCGAGGCCAAAUCUUAUUGAUGGAUCCAUUUCCUACAAUCAAUCGAGCAUAUUCACUUGUGCUUCAACAUGAACGACAAUGUGAUGUUUCAACCGGGAAACAAACUCAUCCUGAAGCAACGACGCUUGCAGUGAGGAACAACUCUAAUACUAAUGACCACAGAAAUUUCAGAGACACUAACAAAGGGUCCAUAUUUGCUCUACUGGAAAUUCGAGCUUCAACACGACUUCAACUUCUACACGAUCAACGAAACUCAACUACUAUACGACUACAAAAUUCCUAUAAAAUUUCCACGAAAUUUGCAUCAUCGAAAUCUCCAUCGAUCGCCAAGUUCAUCCCAAAGUAA